AUGGCUAGGACUAGGCAAACAACUCCACAAACAAAAGAGGAAAGGCUUAGAAAAAAACGGGAAGCAGAAAGAAGGAGGUAUUACCGCUUAAAACAGGAUCCUGUCGGAAGAGAGCAACUCAGGCAAAAGGAAAUCGCCCAAUACUUGAGAAAAAAGGAAAAAGAAGUCAUAAAACCCAUUGAAGGGACAAGAGAAGAAAACGAAAACAAUGGAGAGAAUAUUCUCAGAAGUACAGAAACAAGAAAAGACAGAUAA
Messenger RNA from Acanthoscelides obtectus, 255 nucleotides. Lineage: Eukaryota; Metazoa; Arthropoda; Insecta; Coleoptera; Chrysomelidae. The record is from the annotation of a GenBank genome assembly.